UUUCCUGCAUUUGUGACAUACCAUGACCAUCUUUGAUGCUGUUAAAGUUUGUGACUACACAGAAAAGCACCUGCAAGUUGAUAGUGAAUGACCCUUGAUAAGUUGUUCACCAAUUGCUUGACUUUGCUGUUCAAGUUUAUGCUCUCAUAGCAACACAGACAGCAUAUCAUUCUCUGCUGACUUCAUUAAAAGAAAACGAUCCUGUCUUUCAGUUUAAAAAAAAAAAAAAAAAAAAAAAAAAAAAGCUGUAACUGUUGAAGCAGCAUGCACCUAAUAAGCUACUUCUAAAUCUGGCUCCAUCAUUUCAGACUCUGGACUAGCAGAACAGAGCUUGCAGAAUCCUUCUCAACACGGCUACAGAGAAGGCACAGAGUGUGAAGAAGAGCUCAUGGAGCAGCUGGCUAAAGCAGAAGCUCAGCAAGAAAAAGAGGAUGUUGGCAGAGGACAGAAAGCAUUUUGAGGACUCAUUGACAGUCAAGGCCUCUGCGGCAGAGAUGGAGAAAAUAAGGGUACGAAAUUCCUGGGUGCCAACCUGCCUAUGGCAACCUAGAAUUCUCCAGGGCAGGCUCGCAAAAUCUUCACCUACUCUCUGGGACAGUACUUUGCAAGAACAGAAGGGGGAAUUACGAAAGCGUCUAUCGUACACUACCCAUAAGCUGGAAAUGCUUGAAACGGAAUUUGAUUCUACACGUCAGUAUCUUGAAAUAGAAUUGAGACGUGCUCAGGAGGAACUUGAAAAAGUAACUGAAAAACUGAGAAGGAUACAAAACAAUUACCUAGCCUUACAAAGAAUUAAUCAGGAUCUGGAAGAUAAACUUUACAGAAUGGGUCAACAUUACGAAGAAGAAAAACGGGCUUUGAGCCAUGAAAUAAUUGCACUCAAUAAUCACUUAAUAGAGGCCAAGGUGACGAUAGAUAAGUUGUCAGAAGACAAUGAGCUCUAUAGGAAGGAUUGCAAUUUAGCUGCUCAAUUGCUCCAGUGCAGCAAGAAUUAUGACAGGGCACAUAAACUUUCUGAGAAAUGCACAGAGAUUGUGGCCAUCACAUUAGUCAAAGAGCCGUAUAUGUUGCCAUCUGACUUUCAGGAAAGAGUCAGCAUCCAUCUGGAAAAACAUGGGUGCAGCCUUUCUGUCCCCUUGUGCCACACAUCUUAUGCGGACACCAUACCCACUUGUGUCAUUGCCAAAGUACUGGAAAAACCAGACCCAAACAGCUUGUCUUCACACUUGUCAAGCCCCUCUGCGAGGGAAUUUCAGGACUCUGCUGGAAAACUUGGGCAAAGGCCCCAGUACAAGUCAGACAUCUACUGCAGUGACACUGCCCUUUACUGCCCUGAGGAGAGGAGGAGGGAGAGGAGGCAGAGUGUGGACACGCAAGUGAAAGACGUGGGGUUCCUGCGCUCCCAAAACUCCACUGACAGUACUGUUGAAGAAGAUGGUUUCCAUUCCAGCUUCUCUCACGAAGCCUUCCCAGAGUAUAUUACCUCUUUGCCGACCUCCAGCUCCUAUUCCAGCUUCAGUGUCACAUCUGAGGAGAAGGAGAACGCCCAAGCCAACACAAUGACAGCCUCUCAGCAAGCGAUCUACAUGAGCAACCGAGACGAACUCUUUGAAAGAAAGUCACCUGCAGGUUACGAGCAUCAGGGAAGCCCCAGGUUCGCCAAGUCCAAACCUGCACAGCACAUGGAGCUUGCUGACGACAACGAGAACUCACCCACUUUCACUAGGACUCUGCCUCCUUAUGCAAAUGAACCCUUUCAUUUCUCAGCCAUGACACCACAGCAGGCUUUAGCGAAUCAGAAAAUGAGCACCCACCUUUCAGAAGAAGACUUGCCCGGGCGAUGGAGGCAAUUGAGCGUGGAGGACAUUGGCGCAUACUCUUACAGGAACACUGGCAGGCUAUCGCCCUGCAGUUUUUCAGAGCAGUACUACAGCAGCCCAAUUAAAAAGGGAGACAGUCGAACAAGCCCCAUCUAUGCCAGCUACAAAGCAGAUAGCUGCUCAGAGGGAGAUGAUAUCUGCCAAAGCAGACUUGUGGAUUCUUGCUUCCUGAGAACAGACAGUGGCCUGAACAUUGACAUCAGCACUAGCUGUAAGCAGGACAAGUUGCCCACUUACAAAACAAAAGAAUCAAGAGACCAAAAAAAUGAAAGGAUCACCGUCCAAUUAUGCAGUAGCAAAAACAUUGAAAAUAGCCCGGUGUUGAAAAGAGAAUACGUGGACGUGAGCCCCAACAGCUCGGCAGAGUCCCUCAAUCAGAGUUCGAUGGAGGCUUCAGAAAUCCACCAGUCUUCCAUGGAGCAAGGAAGCCAUUCGGGUAUUCACAGCAAACAGCAGCAGUUUCAACGGACUGGAAGUACUGGUUUGAGUCGGAAGGACAGCCUUACAAAAGCACAACUAUACGGAACCCUUCUGAACUAGGCUUCUUCCAGAACUGCAAUAAGACAACACACAAAAGGAAGCAAACAGUGUUUGAUACUUCUAGUGAACAUAAGUUUCUCAGAAACAGGAUUAUUAUAAAAUAUAUAUUCAUAAUGGUACUAUAUGUUUAAAACAAAAUCUCUCCAAAAAUGCUAUACAGCACUUUUCACUUAACAUCCUUUCCACAUGGGAGAUCAUCCCCUCCCCUCUUUUAUAAACCUGAAAUAUUUUUAUAAACAAAAUGGUAUUUAUUAUACUAUCCUAAGCUAUUUGAACAGGAUUCUUUUCCCUUCAAGCAGGUUUCUUAUUUAUUUUUGUGCAUGAGGCCAUCUGUGCCUAAACUCUUGGAGGAAAAGGGUACAAUCAUGACGACAGUGACAAAAAAAAUAAAUAAAUCCACCUGAUAAAAUACCAUAAAAUGUCAUAUGAAAACAAAACUGACAAGAAUGGUGAAUUUGAAGAAGUAUAUUUUUUAAAAAGAAUGGAAUUGUAUCUUAAGUUAUUUCAUACAAAUGUAUUUAUGAGUGACUAAUGUAUGCACAAAGUGAUACCAAUAUUUUGUUCUUUUAAUCCACUGUGUUUCUGCUUUCCUAUUUUUCCUUGUAUACUACCUCAAAAGUAAUUGAGGGUUUCUUUGUCACAUUUUCUGUAGGCUUGCAUUUAUAUUGUCUAAAAUGCAUGCAGUGUCAUAAUUAAUACUGUAUUUUGCAUUACUUAAUAAAAGACACCAGUGGAGAUAUUUUA
Molecule: messenger RNA, 3164 nt
Organism: Oxyura jamaicensis (ruddy duck)
Lineage: Eukaryota; Metazoa; Chordata; Aves; Anseriformes; Anatidae
Gene: BEGAIN
Product: brain enriched guanylate kinase associated
Exons: 10
Coding region: 432-2420 (662 amino acids)
Cellular component (GO): synapse
Source: RefSeq, a predicted model, not a curated record